AUGGCGACACAACAACCCCCGCUGCGGUUCACUUCGCACCACAAUCUGGUCUAUCGUUUGGUGCUCUCUACCCUUACCGGCCGUACUGUGCACAUUUCGCAAAUUCGCUCGUCUUCGCCCACAAACCCCGGCCUGCUGCCCCACGAGAUUUCUUUUCUGCGUCUGCUCGAUGCUGUCACGAAUGGCUCCCAAAUGGAAAUCUCUUACACCGGUACAAUUGUGGUUUACAAACCGGGUCUCAUCACAGGCAGCUCAAGCUCGGCGCCCAACGGCGGCAUGAUCACCCAUGAGCUCCCCUCAAACUGCAAUCGGGGCCUCAGCUACUACCUGAUUCCGCUUUGUCUUCUGGCACCCUUCUCCAAAGCGCCCAUUAAGAUUCUUUUUACUGGUUCUGGUGUCAUCACAUCUUCGACCCCCAAUGGCGAUAUGUCCGUCGACAGCGUCCGUACCGCCGUUCUUCCGCUGUACAACCAAUUUGGCAUCUUUAACAACGUGGAAUUGCGAAUCUUGAAGCGGUCAAAUCCCGGCCCGAACGGUCGAGGCGGUGGUGGCGAAGUGCAGUUCACUUUUGGUCACCAAAUUCGUCUGCCGAAGACUCUGCACCUGAUGAAUCCCGGCCGCAUCAAGCGUAUUCGUGGUGUUGCAUACUCCGUGGGCGUGUCAGGCUCGAAUAACGCCCGAAUGAUCGAGGCUGCCCGUGGUAUCUUGAACCCUCUCAGCCCCGACACAUAUGUAUUCUCCGAUAUGUCAUCUGCCCCGCUUGUCCCUGCGCCGGACAAGAACAACCCGAGCGCAAAGAAGAAGAUUGGCCUGGGUUUCGGUCUGUCUUUGGUUGCCGAGUCCUCCACUGGCUGCCUCUAUUCGGCUGAUGUGGCUUCUCCUCCCUCAGGCGGUGAGCCUCCUGAGGAUAUUGGCAAGAACUGUGCUUACCAACUGCUGGAGACCAUCUCCAAGGGUGGCUGUGUUCCCCCCGCAGCCGCUGCCACCAUGUUGACCCUGAUGACCAUGGGUUCUGAAGACGUUGGCCGCCUACAGCUCGGUCGUGAAGUCAUUGCAGACCCCAACGUCAUUCAGCUCGCUCGUGAUCUGGCCAAGUUCGGGGCUUCUGGGUGGGGUAUUCGGGAUGCUGCUAGCGAGAAUGAGGAAGGUGACGUUAUCGUCAGUGUUGUGGGACGUGGUAUUGGCAAUGUCGGUCGCAAGGUCGCUUAA
Penicillium macrosclerotiorum is the source of this 1209-nucleotide messenger RNA. Its product is annotated as RNA 3'-terminal phosphate cyclase-like protein. The coding region runs from base 1 to 1209 and encodes 402 amino acids. Gene Ontology annotation, molecular function: RNA endonuclease activity. NCBI's taxonomy places the organism in Eukaryota, Fungi, Ascomycota, Eurotiomycetes, Eurotiales, Aspergillaceae. The record is from RefSeq and is a predicted model, not a curated record. Gene Ontology annotation, biological process: ribosome biogenesis; endonucleolytic cleavage of tricistronic rRNA transcript (SSU-rRNA, 5.8S rRNA, LSU-rRNA). Gene Ontology annotation, cellular component: nucleolus. The transcript has a single exon.